This is a messenger RNA of Oreochromis aureus, 1330 nucleotides long. Its product is annotated as zinc finger protein 184-like. The transcript is spliced from 3 exons. The coding region runs from base 4 to 1248 and encodes 414 amino acids. The record is from RefSeq and is a predicted model, not a curated record. Gene Ontology annotation, biological process: regulation of transcription by RNA polymerase II. NCBI's taxonomy places the organism in Eukaryota, Metazoa, Chordata, Actinopteri, Cichliformes, Cichlidae. Gene Ontology annotation, molecular function: RNA polymerase II cis-regulatory region sequence-specific DNA binding; DNA-binding transcription factor activity, RNA polymerase II-specific.
ACAAUGAGCUCAACACAGAAGGACCAACGUGGAGCGAGAAGUCAGCGCUCUCAGGAGGCCGACAAACCUCACAGAAGAAAGGGAGAGAAAACAUACACCUGUGACGAGUGUGGGAAGGAUUUUACUCUGAAGUUUUCACUAAAAAAGCAUCAGGUCAUCCACACUGGAGAGAGACCGUUCAGCUGUGACCUGUGUGGAAAGACUUUUUCCCAGAAGUGUUCCCUAAAAACACACCAACUCAUCCACAGUGGAGUUAAACCGUACAGCUGUGAUCAGUGUGGCAGAGCUUUUACUCAAAGUGGCCAUUUACAGAAUCAUCUAGUUACCCACUCUGGAAGUAAGGCAUACAGCUGUGACAUCUGUGGAAAAACCUUCAGCCGGAUAGGGAACCGAAAUACACACCUACGCAUUCAUACCGGACAUGAUGUGUACUGCUGUGAACAGUGUGGCAAACAGUUUAUAACCAACACGCAGUUACAACGCCACAUGUUUACCCACACUGAGGAGAGACCUCAUAAAUGCGACCUUUGUGAGAAGACUUUUAAAUCUCCACAUUACCUGAGAGAACACCAACAGAUCCACACCAGAAAGAGACUCUACAAGUGCGGUUACUGUGAGGACCAACAUGGAGCGAGAAGUCAGCGCUCUCAGGAGGCCGACAAACCUCACAGAAGAAAGAGAGAGAAAAAAUACACCUGUGACGAGUGUGGGAAGGAUUUUACUGGGAAGUAUAAACUAAAACAGCAUCAGGUCAUCCACACUGGAGAGAAACUAUUCAGCUGUGACUUGUGUGGAAAGACUUUUUCCUUGAAGGGCUCCCUAAAAAGACACCAACUCAUCCACAGUGGAGUUAAAGCGUACAGCUGUGAUCAGUGUGGCAGAGCUUUUACUCACAGUAGCACCUUACAGAGGCAUCUAGUUACCCACUCUGGAAUUAAGGCAUACAGCUGUGACAUUUGUGGGAAAGCCUUCAGUCAGAUAGGGAACCGAAAAAGACACCUACGCAUUCACACCGGACAUGAUGUGUACUGCUGUGAUCAGAGUGGCAAACAGUUUAUAACAGACACAAAGUUACAACGCCACAUGUUUACCCACACUGAGGAGAGACCUUAUAAAUGUGACCUUUGUGAGAAGACUUUUAAAACUCCACAUUGCCUGAAACAACACCAACAGAUCCACACCAGAAAGAGACUCUCCAAGUGCAGUUACUGUGAGGUAUGUAUUUAUAUUUGUAUCUCAUCAUUUUAGCCUGACUGUUUGGAACAACUCUGCUCAUUAAACUGUGUUAGCUAGGGCUGGGUUUUGAUAAUCGAUUUACCGAUUAAAAUCG